Messenger RNA from Mustela erminea (ermine), 637 nucleotides. RefSeq names its product integrin beta-1-binding protein 1-like. The record is from RefSeq and is a predicted model, not a curated record. Gene Ontology annotation, molecular function: integrin binding. Gene Ontology annotation, cellular component: ruffle; cytoskeleton; lamellipodium. The transcript has a single exon. Gene Ontology annotation, biological process: negative regulation of substrate adhesion-dependent cell spreading; negative regulation of focal adhesion assembly. The coding region runs from base 31 to 633 and encodes 200 amino acids. Lineage: Eukaryota; Metazoa; Chordata; Mammalia; Carnivora; Mustelidae.
GAGCUCGUUGGGAUCCAGCUAUGGUGAAAAAUGUUUCGGAAAGGCAAAAAGCGACACAGUAGCAGCAGUUCCCAGAGCAGUGAAAUCAGUAUUAAGAGCAAGUCCUUGGACUCCAGCCUCUGCGGGCUCUCCCGAUCCAGCACCGUGGCCAGCCUCGACAUGGACUCGACCAAGAGCUCAGGACAAAGCAACAACAAUUUAGAUACCUGUGCGGAAUUUCGGAUAAAAUAUGUUGGUGCCAUUGAGAAACUGAAAUUCUCUGAAGGAAAAAGUCUUGAAGGGCCUCUAGACCUCAUUAAUUACAUAGAUGUUGCCCAGCAAGAUGGAAAGUUGCCUUUCGUUCCUCUGGAGGAAGAAUUUAUCAUGGGAGUUUCUAAGUAUGGUAUAAAAGUAUCAUCAUCAGAUCAAUAUGACGUCUUACACCGGCACGCUCUAUAUUUAAUCAUCCGCAUGGUAUGUUACGACGAUGGCCUGGGGGCAGGAAAAAGCUUACUGGCCCUGAAGACCACCGAUGCCAGCAACAAGGAGUACAGCCUCUGGGUCUACCAGUGCAGCAGCCUGGAACAGGCACAAGCCAUCUGCAAAGUUUUAUCCACCGCUUUUGACUCUGUAUUAACAUCUGAGAAAGCUUGAAUUC